This is a messenger RNA of Archocentrus centrarchus (flier cichlid), 3065 nucleotides long. RefSeq names its product ankyrin repeat and SOCS box containing 1 (gene asb1). Gene Ontology annotation, molecular function: protein binding. Gene Ontology annotation, biological process: intracellular signal transduction. The transcript has 5 exons. The coding region runs from base 181 to 1233 and encodes 350 amino acids. The record is from RefSeq and is a predicted model, not a curated record. Lineage: Eukaryota; Metazoa; Chordata; Actinopteri; Cichliformes; Cichlidae.
CAGCCAGGAAGUAGCGCAGUGACCUGGAGCAGACGCCUUCAUCAACACAGUCACGUUUGUUUACGUUCAUGCUUCUUCUCUGAUCGACAGGUCGUUUGGGUUUCUCUAUUCUUAGGGACCCAGUGUCGAUCCGCAGCCGCAGCACUAACGUCCAGGUUGCCGUUGUGACAUUUUGGGAGCAUGGCGGACGGUCCAGAGGCUGAUGUCGACGACCCGCCCAGUAUCAUUUUCCCCCCGCUCAUCACCGUUUCUGAUCUACCCAGCGCCACAGCUGCAGGUCGUAACCUGAAGGAAUGGCUCCAGGAGCAGUUCUGCGGCAAACCUCUGGAGCAGGAUGACAUGCGGCUCCACAACGCGGCCUAUGUCGGAGAUCUGGACACCCUGAGGAACCUGCUGCAGGAAGACGGCUUCAGACGGCGUAUCAAUGAGAAGUCUGUGUGGUGUUGUGGCUGUUUGCCCUGCACCCCUCUGCGGAUUGCAGCCACAGCAGGACACGCAGCGUGCGUGGCCUAUCUGAUCGCUCAGGGAGCCGAAGUGGACCUAGUUGAUGUCAAAGGCCAAACCGCUCUGUACGUAGCUGUGGUUAAUGGUCACCUAGAUUGCGUACGGAUUCUUCUUGAAGCUGGAGCUGAUCCCAACGGGAGCCGCCACCACCGCAGCACCCCGCUGUACCAUGCUGCACGAGUGGGGAGGCUGGACAUACUGCAGGAGCUCAUCAGAUUCAAUGCUGAUGUUGACAUGGACCACCAGCUGGGUCCCCGGCUCCUGUUAAGUGCCCGUACCCUCAACACUCUAGUGGUCUGUCCUCUCUACAUAAGUGCUGCCUACCACCACCUUCACUGUUUCCGGCUGCUGCUCCAGGCCGGUGCGCAGCCCGACUUCAACUACACGGGGCCUGUCUGCCAUGAGGCUCUGACACGCGGUUUGGCUUCCUGCCUUCUGGAUGCAGUCCUACGACAUGGAUGUGAGGUGGCCUUCAUCCACCUGCUGCUGGACCAUGGAGCCAACCCAGCCCUCGUACCCUGGGAUGAGUCAGAGUUGGAGGCUCCAAACCGGAGGAAAGUUGAUCCAGAGGCACUCAGGGUCUUCCUGGAAGCAAAGAGAAACCCCCGUAGGCUGACACACUUGUGUCGCAUCCGGAUCCGCAGAGCGAUGGGCAAAAACCGUCUAAACCACAUACCUUCACUACCGCUUCCAGAACCUAUCAAGAAUUUCUUGCUUCACCAAAACUGACUGUCAUCCACCUACUGGUCGUGUAAAUUAUUUGUCUAACCUAGUCCUUAAAAGAAACCUCAGUCAGUCCCAAAGACACACUAUUCCAUAAACACUGUAAACCCAAUCUGUUAAUUCCUUAUUAUUUUAUAACAAUAAACAAUGAAUAAUAUUAUUUUCCAAAUAAUAUUUGUUUGGAAACCAUUCGUUAUGUAAAAAUCUUCCUACCACUGUAAUGAUUAUUUAAAAUGCUUCUUAACUUAUCGGAGAAGCCUUAGUUAUAUAUUGACUUGUGGAAACUGUGUGUAUUCUAAAUGUUUGCCUUGUGACCUCCCAGAUCGCCAGGAUGUUUUCUGGUAAUACUAAAAGUAGCACUUUUUAGCUUAACGACCAGAGUGAGCGGUUUGAAGCAACGAUUUAAACAAGCCAUCCACAGGCUGAGAGGAAUAUUGUCCAGAUGCAGCUCCUUGUAUUGUUCGCUUAUGUUUUACGUAAACCAGGCAGUGUGAUGGCAAACUGUGCAGCCACUCAGCAUUCUGAAAUUCAUAGUGUAGAUCCUCUUUGUUAGCCGUAUGCCUUAACUUUGAGUUUGGGAAACAUGGCUUCAAAGAUUGAUUAGACCAGAGUUACUAAAAAUAAUCCAGAUUACUAAAGUAUGAAAUUCCAGCUGAGCAAUUAAAGGAACUUGAUCCUAAUGGACACAAAUGUUUACAUUUGGAGCCGUACAUGUCAUCAUCAACAUAUGAAAGAAAGCUUUCUGGUUUUUUUUGGUUUUUUUUUGGUUUGUUUGGCUGGGGGAGGGGGAUUUCGUAUUGUUUAAACAAAUGUAAUGAAACUCCUUUUCUGUGAGACUGACAAUCAGUGAAAUUGUGAAUGAAAUCUAUUUGUGAUAAACAGAAUAAGUUUGUAUUCAUUAGUCAGAAAGCUGCCAUCUCUGGGAGUCUGUUGCACCUACUGUGUACUGUGCAGGUCUGUUGCACAGCAUAUUUUGUCCUCAAAACAUUAACAUUUAAAUGUUGACCAUGUUGAGUCAGUUUUGCUUUAUAUAUGUCAGCUUUAUUAGAAUGAGUAAAUGUAGUGUAAUUGUGUAUUUUCUCCUGUAUGUUGUUUUCAUUAUUUAAAACUGUACGGAGCGUGUGGUGAGUGGGUCAGACAGAUCCUUCAAAAUCAGCAUCAUUUCGCGUGGUUGCCGUUCUGUUAUCCAUCUUUCUUGAAUGAGCAUGAGAUAAUUAUAUCUACUCCUUUCCUCACAGUCCCCUCAAAGAUCAUUUUAUAGUCCAAAAUAACUUGAGUUUGAUUUAAUCCAGUGAGACAAAAAUCACCCCUCUGUCAAUAUCAUGGCAACACAGCGCAUUUAAGAUUUUGUUAAGGAAAAGCACAUAAUUAGCGUGUUCCACCAAAUCUGCUUUAGUUUAAAUCCUGGAGCACGGAGCAAUCAGCAGAUGCUGAUCUGAUCUAACUGGACACUUUAGAGCAGAGGUUCUCAAUCUUUUUUCAGGCAAAGGGCCCUUAGAAAUGAAAUGUAGCCCUCAAAAUCCUAAGUUUUUGGUGUUGUGUGUUGUUGCACACUACAUGCCCGUUUCCUCUCUCACGGCUGCAGCCUUGCAGUUUCUCACUGUUGUCUUUCAACUUGUGAUAUUUAAAGAAGUAUAAUUUUUAAUACAAAUGUGACAGCGUCCUCGAUGGGUUCGUUUAUUACUGACGUGAGGCUAAUAAAUGGUCCAGGAUAUCAUGAUGGUUGAGAAAACCGCAUUUUGGUGAAAACAUAAGAGGCCCAGUGGAAAAUGCACAGCCUGGGAAACCCUGGAUGAAAGCAGCAGGGAGCACAACAGCAGGGGGAGAUGCUAUCAAUC